This is a messenger RNA of Gaeumannomyces tritici R3-111a-1, 1915 nucleotides long. RefSeq lists its product as hypothetical. The transcript is spliced from 2 exons. NCBI's taxonomy places the organism in Eukaryota, Fungi, Ascomycota, Sordariomycetes, Magnaporthales, Magnaporthaceae. Gene Ontology annotation, molecular function: transmembrane transporter activity. The coding region runs from base 1 to 1905 and encodes 634 amino acids. Gene Ontology annotation, biological process: transmembrane transport. The record is from RefSeq and is a predicted model, not a curated record.
AUGCCGUCGUACGCGUCGACGCCUUCGCCACGGUACAGCGUGUACGGGAAUCACCACCACGGGCACGACCGCAGGCACGAGCGCCCGUCAGUUCCCCUGCGCUCGCCAACCGACACGAGCUUCUACAAUGACUCCAAGAAGCCGCCCGUAAUCGAGGUGCUGCAGCGGCCGGCGGAGGCGCAACGGCCGCUCAGCCGCGUGGUGAGGCCGUACAUGCCCGGGCCGACGCCGAGCGACUCGACCGAGAACCUGACCGACAUCAAGCUGCGCGACUGGUCUGAGACGCGCGACGACCUCGUCGUCGGCACGUCGCAGCUCUUCACGGCCUCGGGUCAGCGGCGCUUCAUCCCAAUGCCGACGCCGGACCCCAAGGACCCACUGAACCUGCCCGAGUGGCGCAAGUGGACCGCCAUCGCGGCCCUGUGCUUCUUUGGCGCCCUGGCCCUGUCGGCCGAGGUCAUCAUCGGCGCCCUCGUGCCCAUCUUCGUGCUCGAGUACGCCGGCAUCGACCCCAAGAUCGUCGGCAAGAUCGACCUGGGCGCCCUCGUGCCCCCGGGCACCGUCGACUUCAACCCGCUCGGGCUGCUGGCCAAGCUGGGCGGGCCGCCCAUCGACCAGGUGUCGCUGCUCAGCUCCAUCCCGCUGCUGGUCAACGGCCUGGCCUCGUACAUGCUGGUCCCCUUAUCCAUCGGCGUCGGCCGCCGCCCCAUCCUCCUCUUCGCGGGCUUCUGCGCCUUCGUCGGCGGCUUCUGGGCCGGCGGCUCCACCAGCCUGGCCAGCCACCUGGCGGCGCGGUCGCUGCAGGGGCUGGGCGCGGGCGCGGUCGAGGCGCUGAUCCCGCUCAUCGUGCAGGACAUGAUGUUCAUCCACCAGCGCAACAAGUCCAUCUCGCUCAUCGCCGCGUCGCAGGGCCUCAUCAUCGUCGGGCUCGGCAUCUCGUCGCCCAUCAUCGUCGCGCGCCUGUCGUGGCGCUACCUCUACUGGAUCACGUCGAGCGCCGCCGUGGCCGCGUGGCUGCUCAUGGUGGCGCUCGUGCCCGAGACCCGCUGGGUGCGCAGCGCCGAGGAGCUGGCCGGCAAGGAGGUCUACGAGCUCAGGCCGGGCGAGACCCGGCCCAGGCUGGACCCGGCCGUGUACGGCCCCCGGACCAACUGGAGCGACUUUGGCGUCUUCAACGUCCGGUCCGAGUGGCGCCUCGCCGGCCAGUCCGUCUGGGACACGUUCCGGUCCACCCUGUUCCCAAACAUCUUCUGGGUCAUAGUCGUCAACUCCAUCUUCGUCUCGAUGCAGGGCGCCGCCGGCCAGGUCGGGUCCAGCCUGCUCAUCGCCGCGCGCUGGAAGUUUGAGCACCUGGGCGUGGCCGUCGUGCCCAUCGUCAUCGCCACGCCCUUUGUGUGGCUGUUUGGCGGCUGGGUCGCCGACGCCAUCAGCAACGCCCACGCCCGCCGCAACGGCGGGCGCCGCGAGCCCGAGGCCCAUCUGCUGUCGCUCAUUUUCCCGCUCGCCGCCGGCAUCACGGGCACCGUCGUCUUUGGGUACGCCGGGCAGAACAUCCUGACGGUGCCGAGCAUCACGGUGCUCGUGGGCAUCUUCUUCAUCGGCUUCGGGUUCCUGACGGCCAACGCGCUGUUUUCCGUCUAUCUCGUUGAGAGCUAUCCCGCCUAUGCCGGUCCCGUCCUCGUCAACGUCUCGUCCUUCCGCCUCAUCGUCGGCUUCAUCAUGUCCUUCAAGGCCACCCAGUGGGUCCAGGACAUUGGCUUCCUCAAUAGCUUCGGCAUCUACGGCGGCGCCCUGGCCGUGUCGUGCCUGGGCCUGCCCUUUGUCUACUUCUACGGCAAGCGCAUCCGCGCCUGGACCGCCGGCACCCUCGCCCCGUCCAUGGCCAAAGACGACAGGGAAAUGUGAUGCGGCGGCG